Suillus discolor is the source of this 2047-nucleotide messenger RNA. Its product is annotated as HSF-type DNA-binding-domain-containing protein. The record is from RefSeq and is a predicted model, not a curated record. The coding region runs from base 135 to 1946 and encodes 603 amino acids. The transcript is spliced from 5 exons. Gene Ontology annotation, molecular function: DNA-binding transcription factor activity; sequence-specific DNA binding. Gene Ontology annotation, biological process: regulation of DNA-templated transcription. NCBI's taxonomy places the organism in Eukaryota, Fungi, Basidiomycota, Agaricomycetes, Boletales, Suillaceae.
AAUAUCAAAAAGGUCUCGAUCGACGACGAGACUACUUACUACUUUUCAUUUUUGGUUCUUUUUAGACAACAGCUACAUAGUUCGCACUUCUUUCAAUUCCUCCUUUCCUUUCACUUUACGAACAACGACCGACAAUGCAGGACCUGUACACUUCUCAAUACCCAACCCAUCAACGAGCUCAACAAUGGUCUCGUCCAACUGACUAUCAUCAGAUUAAUACUACGGGUCCUACUUACCCACAGCAGCCAUCAGCUUCUCAUUCUAGUUCAAGCAAUGGCUCUCCGACAGAGGACAGUCCUCCUGCUUCUCUCAAAGUUCAUGAGCAGCAGCAACCACCUCCUCCAAAGUCAGAGGCAAAGCCUCAGGCCACUUUCUUAACAAAACUUUACGCUCUUCUUGAACGUCCAGAAAAUCAUCACAUGAUCCGUUGGGAUCCUGCAGGAGAACAUAUCAUCGUAGAGAGACCAGAACAGUUGGCUCUCCAUGUCCUCCCAAGCAUCUACCGUCAAUCGAGAUUUGCAAGCUUCUCCCGGCAACUAAAUAUCUAUGGCUUCAUGCGCAAAGUAAACCUCCGUAACGUCGACCCCGCUAUUGACGAUCCAGACGCAAGCACAUGGUCCCAUCCCACCCUCAACCGCCACUCCCCCCCUGAGGUCGUGGCCAAUUUCAAACGCCGCGUCCCCCCGCGUCUGCCAAAGCCAAGGAAGCGCGAUACUCAGGAGCCCCCAUCAAUACCUCCUCCCCGUUCCGCUAUCGGUAUGGGUCCAGUUCCUCUCACCGUCCCUUCAUCUGUGGGUCCAAAAGGCACCUUGCCUAAUGCUAGUGGUCGUGCUCGUGGCUUUUCUGCACCAGGUUCCUUCACUCCUUUGAAUCAGAACAGUCCAGGUUGGAGCGCGACUUAUCCUCACACUCGUAACCUGCCUCCCCUCACUGUCCCUUCGGAACCCACUCAUCAUAACUUGUAUAAUCAGUCUCACUUGCAACCCAUCUCCCCUGCGGAGGAAUCUCCUACCGCUCAGUUCAGCGCAAUGGGUCCAGGAAGUGGUUAUCAUCACCCUCAGCAUACUAGCAACAGGGACAUGCUUGUCCCUCCCUCGCAGUAUUCCUACCCUGACCAGAACUGGCAGUAUUCUCCUAACAGCACGACUUCCAAUCAUUCGGGCAGUUUGUCUUCCUUGUUGAACCCACCGAGCAACAAUGGUUAUGGUCCUCGCCCAACGCCGACCAUCAACACAUCUUACUCAUCCACCUAUUCGGGUGUUUCGAUGCAGAGUGACAAUAGUCCGCCCUCGCUAUCUCCGGAUAGCCGCCCAACGACGGGAUACUCCAUUUCAUCAGUGUCAUCUUUGCCAUAUGAGGAAUCACCAUCACACCACACUUACCAUCAGGCUGAUUACUCGCGUCCCGGGUCAGGCCAUCACCGCCCCAUUUCGCCAUCAUUGUCACGCCCACCGUCGUCCUCGAAGCAAUAUGGACCGUCGUCCUUGAGCAUCCGUCGUCCCCGUCGCCACAGUCAGGCUAUGAGUCCAUACCCGUCUCCGUAUGGAGAGCAUCCUUCCAACGAGAGACCAUCGACAUCGCCUCAUCCUGACGAUGGAAACAUGCCACGAGUGCGCAGCAUGAUCCAGUUGCCAUCUGUGGACUCGUAUGGUUUCCCUUCCGGGCAAACUGAGUUCGCAUACUCUGCUGUUGGCGGUGCAUCCAUCGAUUCGAUGGAUGGCCGGAGUGGUUGGGGUCACCAUCAGGUUGGACCACGCCCCUCUACAAGCGCAUCAUCGAUCAGUGCUGCUUCCCACACUUCAUCGUCUCAGGCGAACACGCCACCACUCGGGGACGGAUACGGCGCAGGGGAAGCCGACAUUAACCGCUUCUCGCCUGACUUUGGGUUUGUCGCUAUGAACGAGCACCUUCCUCCGCAAUAUACCAAAAUCGUGAGCGAGCUUUAGACGCAACGUUCCCGUGGAGAAGAUAGACUUGUUGCUCGGAUUGCCUUUUAAUUCGACUUGUUGGUGUUUUUCAUCUUUGACUUUUGGACUGCUCUGGCUGU